This is a messenger RNA of Esox lucius (northern pike), 2846 nucleotides long. It is a transcript of the gene chgb, whose product is annotated as chromogranin B. The transcript has 7 exons. The record is from RefSeq and is a predicted model, not a curated record. Lineage: Eukaryota; Metazoa; Chordata; Actinopteri; Esociformes; Esocidae. Gene Ontology annotation, cellular component: secretory granule. The coding region runs from base 171 to 2522 and encodes 783 amino acids.
UCUAGACAUCAAGCGUCCAGCUACCGCAGCAGAACCAUCACAACCGCUCCGAUCCGCUGCACGCGGGAAGAACUAGAGUUGUUUUUGGCGGCGUUUUGUUUCGAGUUUUUGCUUCUAGUUCUCGUUUUUUUCAUGUAGUUUCUACGGGAAUAUAUUGUAAUUCUUCAGUCAUGAAACCCAUCUUUGUUUUGGCUUUGGUUAUGUCUUUUUUUGCAGAAAAUCGAUCUCUUCCUGUUGGAAAAGAGCGACAGAGAGAAGAUGUGGUAACACGGUGCUUGGUCGAGGUCCUGUCCAAGGCACUUACCAAACCUGAUUUACACCCUCUGGAUCAGGAGUGCAAAGAUAUUCUCAAAGCAGGUGCCCAAAAUGCUGCCCCUGUGGAGAAGAAGAGUGGUGAGGAGGUGCUGAUCCGUAAUGAGGAGGGCAAAGGUCACAAACCUGAGGUUCCAGAGGCCGAUGUGAAAGACAUAGAAGCACUCCUGAAGUCUGUAGAUCAGAAGAAAGAGACACCGGAGAAUGAAGAGCGCAGCCAAGAGUCAUGGGACUUUAAUGAUGAGAGGGACAAAAGAAUUUGGAAACCAAGCCACAGGUAUCAUCAUAAGAAACUCAAACAUAAACGUGAUGAGGUUUCUGAGGAAGUGAGAGAAAAUCCAGAUGAGGAACGCAGUCAGGAAUCAUGGAGACUGGGGGACGAAAAGGAAAAAAGAUAUAGGCCAACAUAUCGAUACAGCCCAGGAAAACAACACAAACGAGAUGAAGAGGGUUUGGAGGAAGAGAGAGAAGAACCAGAAGAGGAACGCAGUCAAGAGUCCUGGAGCCUGGGAAAUGAAAGGGAGAAAAGAUAUAGGCCAACAUAUCGAUACAGCCCAGGAAAACAACACAAACGAGAUGAAGAGGGUUUGGAGGAAGAGAGAGAAGAACCAGAAGAGGAACGCAGUCAAGAGUCCUGGAGCCUGGGAAAUGAAAGAGAGAAAAGAUAUAGGCCAACAUAUCGAUACAGCCCAGGUAAAAACCACAAACGAGAUGAAGGUUUGGAGGAUGAGAGAGAAGAUCCAGAAGCGGAACGCAGUCAAGAGUCCUGGAGCCUGGGCAAUGAGAGGGAGAAAAGAUAUAGGCCAACAUAUCGAUACAGCCCAGGUAAACACCACAAACGAGAUGAAGGUUUGGAGGAUGAGAGAGAAGAACCAGAAGAGGAACGCAGUCAAGAGUCCUGGAGCCUGGGAAAUGAAAGGGACAAAAGAUAUAGGCCAACAUAUCGAUACAGCCCAGGUAAACACCACAAACGAGAUGAGGAGGGAAUGGAGGAAGAGAAAGAACCAGAAGAGGAACGCAGCCAAGAGUCCUGGAGCCUGGGAAAUGAAAGAGAGAAAAGAUAUAGGCCAACAUAUCGAUACAGCUCAGGAAAACACCACAAACGAGAUGAAGGUUUGAAGGAAGAGAGAGAAGAACCAGAAGAGGAACGCAGUCAAGAGUCCUGGAGCCUGGGAAAUGAAAGGGACAAAAGAUAUAGGCCAACAUAUCGAUACAGCCCAGGUAAACAACACAAACGAGAUGAGGAGGGAAUGGAGGAAGAGAAAGAACCAGAAGAAGAACGCAGCCAAGAGUCAUGGAGCACAGGUGAUGUUAAGCAGAAAAGGUAUAGGCCAACAUAUCGCUACAGCCCUGGAAAACCCCACAAACGAGAUGAAGAGGGUUUGGAGGAAGAGCGAGAAGAACCAGAAGAGGAACGUAGCCAAGAGUCCUGGAGCCUGGGCAAUGAAAGGGAGAAAAGAUAUAGGCCAACAUAUCGGUACAGUCCAGGAAAACACAACAAACGAGAUGAAGGAGGUUUAGAGGAAGAGAAAGAACAAGAAGAAGAACGCAGUCAAGAGUCAUGGGGCACAGGCGAUGAGAAGCAAAAGAGAUAUAGACCUACCUAUCGGUACAGCUCAGGCAAAAACUACAAACGAGAUGAAGAAGAUGAAGAACGCAGUCAAGAAUCCUGGGAUCUAAAUGAUGAUCAGGCAAAAAGCAAGGAGGAAGGGGGAGACAGAGAGAAGAGGAUCUGGAAACCAAACCACAGGUACCAUCACAAAAAGCAACACAAACGCAGUGGGGAUUCCUCAGAAGACGAAGAGGAACAAAGGAGCGAUUCAGAAGAACAUGAGAAGAGGCACAGAGAUGCUGAAGAAGAGCGAGAGAGGCAAGAGGCACUGAGGUACUUGGCGGAGAAGAGGAGUGAGGUGGAGAGUCGUGUCUUGGGAGAAGGGGACGAGAAGCGUUCUCCAUGGGUGUACAGAGGGUACUACCAUCCGGCCUGGUGGAAGAGAAGCUCAGAGCCAGAGACACCAUCACAGAAGAUAGAGGAACUGGCAAAAUUGCUGAUGAGGCACCAGCUGAUCAGCCAAUCAGAGCCAGUGGAGGAGAGGAAGAGAAGUGUACCCCUAACACCAGAGGAGGAGAAGAAGCUGCAGAACCUAGCAGCUAUGGACAUGGAACUCCAGAAGAUCUCUGAGAAAGUGCAUGAAAACAGGAACGAAUAGAUUCAGGUAGAGAGGGAUGCCAGGCUGUUAGCUUAUUGUGUCAGCAUUCCUGACUAAAGAAAUUUGACGCGGCUUGCCCCAAAUUCUUGUUAUAACCGUUGUACCUGUGAAAUGUUGAUAUUGUCAAUGGAAUCAGCAUGGACUGUUCACCUUAAAUACAUAUAUUAUAACAAAGACAAAUGUACGCUUCCUUAAUUUCGCCAAAUUCCAAUAUAUUAAGUAUGCUCUGCAGUUUUGUUUGAACUUCUGAAUGGUUGUUUGAUCUUGACGGUUGGUUUCUUUGCUUUGCAUUUAAUAAAAUGGAAUACUUGGUGACCAAUCAAA